Manduca sexta (tobacco hornworm) is the source of this 533-nucleotide messenger RNA. RefSeq lists its product as uncharacterized. Lineage: Eukaryota; Metazoa; Arthropoda; Insecta; Lepidoptera; Sphingidae. The transcript has 2 exons. The record is from RefSeq and is a predicted model, not a curated record. The coding region runs from base 43 to 531 and encodes 162 amino acids.
UACUCCUCAGUGAACAGUCGUAGGUCACAAUUACCAUUCAAAAUGUGUCACAGUGGAGUCUUCUUGACUGGACUCUUAUUAUUACUUCAAACCAAUGGAGAAUCGACAGAGGAACAGCAGGCUUUCUUCCCACCAUCGACAGUCAACUUCCACGACAUCUACUCCAAUAGCCUCGCCCUUCUAGCCGAUGAGCCGUCAGCCACCGCUACAGGCAAAGAAGAAGACUUCCACAUCAGCAAUAUGCCGUCACAAUUCGUUGAGUUUAGGCCCCCUCAGACAACAAUCUUGCCUUCUACUACUACUGUUGAGAUAAGUACUGGUACAGGGUCAACUGAGAGAUCAGAGUCUUCUUCCGCCCCCACUUUGGCUACCACGGAGGAACCUGAAGAGAUUUCAGUUAAGGUGUUGCCAAUAGCGAAGAAUUAUCAGCGAGGCGUCCUUGAUUUAUUGUUCCCGGCGACUAGAGUGAGAAGUUUUAAGAGCAUAUUCGAUUCCUUUAAACGGAUACUGUCGCAUACUUUCAGGAGAUAACU